Seriola dumerili (greater amberjack) is the source of this 4954-nucleotide messenger RNA. RefSeq names its product ubiquitin specific peptidase 25 (gene usp25). The transcript has 26 exons. Bases 180 to 3686 code for a protein of 1168 amino acids. Lineage: Eukaryota; Metazoa; Chordata; Actinopteri; Carangiformes; Carangidae. Gene Ontology annotation, biological process: regulation of protein stability; protein deubiquitination. Gene Ontology annotation, cellular component: nucleus; cytosol. The record is from RefSeq and is a predicted model, not a curated record. Gene Ontology annotation, molecular function: protein binding; cysteine-type deubiquitinase activity; cysteine-type endopeptidase activity.
AGAGCAAUGUUUUCAUGCCUGCUGACGACCUGCGGUAGUCACUCUGCCAUGGCGCCCGUAAUGUCGAUGAUUGAGGAGGGGACAUCAUAGCAUCGCAUUUUCAUUCGCUUUAGUGAAAAGUGUUCCUUGCAUUUUGAAACUCUGGUUUGGAUUUAAUAAAAUUUAUCUCUGAACCGGCCAUGACCGUGGAGCAGAAUGUCCUCCAGCAGCAUUCUCAGAAGCAUCAACAGACGCUACUAAACCAGUUGAGGGAGAUCACGGGCACCACAGACGUUCAGCUGCUUCAGCAGGCUCUGCAGGUGAGCAAUGGAGACCUGGCCGAGGCUGUAGCUUUUCUGACGGAGAAGAAUGCUAAGGUUCCUCAGCAAGAUGAGACAACCUACUACCAGACAUCUCAGGUGGCCAGCGACAGAUAUAUCAGCGUGGGCAGCCAGGCAGACACAAAUGUCAUUGACCUGACUGGGGACGAUAAAGAUGACCUGCAGAGGGCUAUCGCCCUCAGCCUGGAGGAGUCCAGUCGGGCAUUUAGGGAGACGGGCAUCACUGAUGAGGAGCAGGCCAUCAGCAGAGUUUUGGAGGCCAGUAUAGCGGAGAACAAGGCAAGUCUGAAGCGUACCCACACAGAAGUAUGGAGUGAUUCACCCAACCCGCAUGACAGGAAGAGGAUAGAUAACUGCCCUGUGGGGCUGAAAAAUGUUGGCAAUACCUGCUGGUUCAGUGCUGUUAUACAGUCUCUGUUCAACCUGCUGGAGUUCCAGAGGCUGGUACUCAACUACUCUCCUCCAGCCAGAGUCCAUGACCUGCCUCGCAACCAGAAGGAGCACAGGAACCUGCCCUUCAUGCAGGAGCUAAGGAACCUUUUCUCCCUCAUGGUGGGGUCCAAGAGGAAAUAUGUGGAUCCGUCACGAGCUGUGGAAAUCCUCAAAGACGCCUUCAAGUCCAGUGAGUCGCAGCAGCAGGAUGUGAGCGAGUUCACCCACAAGCUGCUGGACUGGCUGGAGGAUGCCUUCCAGAUGAAGGCUGAAGAAGACAGGGAGGGCGAGAAGCCAAAGAACCCUAUGGUGGAGCUUUUCUAUGGUCGCUUCCUUGCUGUGGGUGUCCUGGAAGGUAAAAAAUUUGAGAACACAGAGAUGUUUGGGCAGUACCCCCUGCAGGUGAACGGCUUCAAGGAUCUCCAUGAGUGUCUGGAGGCUGCAAUGAUUGAGGGCGAGAUCGAGUCCCUGCACUCAGCAGAGAACUCAGCCAGGUCUGGACAAGAGCACUGGUUCACAGAACUCCCUCCAGUGUUGACCUUUGAACUGUCAAGAUUUGAAUUCAACCAAGCACUAGGACGUCCUGAGAAGAUCCACAACAAGCUUGAGUUCCCCUCUAUGCUCUACAUGGACAGGUAUAUGGACAGGAACAGAGAAAUAACAAGGAUCAAGAGGGAGGAGAUCAGGAGGCUGAAAGAGCAUCUGACACUGCUCCAGCAGCGCCUGGAGAGGUAUCUGAGUUAUGGCUCAGGCCCCAAGAGGUUUCCUCUGGCAGAUGUCCUCCAGUAUGCCAUGGAAUUUGCCUCCAGUAAGCCAGUGUGCACCUCCCCAGUGGAAGACAUUGACUCAUCAGCACCCCCCGGUGGCACCACAGGACAACAGCUGCCCCUACCAAGCACAGCCGAGCAGGACUCCUUGCCUCCCCUAGAGAGCUCAGGCCCUGCCUCGGUUCCCGCUACAGCUCCCACUGCAGCCCAACAACAGAGAGUACCCAUUCAUAAACCCUUUACCCAGUCCCGGCUUCCCCCUGACCUCCCCAUGCACCCUGCCCCACGACACAUCACUGAAGAAGAGCUGAGGGUGCUCGAGGGCUGCUUGCAUCGUUGGAGGAGUGAGGUGGAAAAUGACACCCGUGAUCUGCAGGGCAGUAUAACCAGAAUCCACAGAACCAUUGAGCUAAUGUACUCUGACAAAUCUAUGAUGCAGGUGCCAUACCGGCUUCAUGCAGUGCUGGUCCACGAAGGCCAGGCCAAUGCAGGGCACUACUGGGCUUACAUCUAUGACCCACAUCAGCGUUGCUGGAUGAAGUAUAAUGAUAUCUCGGUCACUAAGUCGUCCUGGGAGGAGCUGGUCAGAGACUCAUUCGGAGGCUACCGCAACGCCAGUGCCUACUGUCUCAUGUAUAUCAACGACAAGAAGCCCUUUCUCAUAGAAGAGGAGUUUGAUAAGGAAACGGGACAGAUACUCAGCGGCAUGGACAAAUUGCCUCCAGACCUGAAGCAGUAUGUGAAGGAGGACAAUGAGCUGUUUGACAAGGAGAUUGAGGAGUGGGACACCCUGCAGGCCCGCAAGGCCCAGCAGGAGAAGCUGGCAUUGGCCACAGCAGCUGCCGCUGCCUCGGCAGCAUCCAGCACCUCCACUUCUUCCUCUUCUCCUCAGCCCAUGAGUAUCGAAUCCAGCCCUCCAGACAAUGCAGUACCCCAGCAGGACCCAGAGUACAUGGAGCAGCCAUCACCCACAAAUGACUCCAAGCACCUGCAGGAGGACACAGAGAGAGCCAUCUCAAGGGCUGCUGCUGAGCAAGAGGAGAGAAGCCCUGAAGCAUUGCUAAAUGCUUCUAUUCCCCCUCCCACCUCCCCUCAGCCUGAGGUCCGGGUGAGCACCCCCUCCACCCCUCCUCCUGACCUGGUCAUGGAGGAUGAGUCCUCUGGCCAGCGCACAGUAGAGGUGGCCAUUCCUAAUGUGGGGACCUUUGUCAUUGAGUCAGAAGAGGGGGGGUAUGAUGAUGAGGCGAUGAUGACCCCCAACAUGCAGGGUAUAAUAAUGGCCAUUGGCAAAUCCUGCAGCGUAUAUGAAAAGAAUGGGCCUGAGGCAGCCUUUUUUAAGGCCAUAAAGCUGGAGUAUGCCCGUCUUCUGAGAUUUGCCCAAGAGGACACAUCACUUGAGAAUGACUACCGACUUCAGCACAUCAUCGUCUAUUUCAUCCAAAACCAGGCACCCAAGAAGAUCCUGGAGAGGACUCUGCUCACACAGUUUGCCGACAGGAACCUGGCCUUUGAUGAGAGAUGUAAGAGCAUUAUGAAUGUGGCACGUGCCAAACUGGACCUAAUUAAGCCAGAGGAGGUCAACAUGGAUGAAUAUGAGAUGUGGCAUCAGGACUACAGGAAUUUCCGUGAGACGACCGUCUUCAUGAUGACUGGCUUGGAGCUCUUUCAGAAGACAAGUUACGUGGAGGCUCUGAUGUAUCUGAUUUACUCGUAUCAGUACAACAAGGAGCUUCUGUCCAAAGGGCUGUAUAGAGGACACGACGAGGAGCUUCUUGGUCAUUACCGUCGAGAGUGUUUGCUAAAAUUAAACGAGCAAGCGGCCGCCAUGUUUGAGUCAGGAGAAGAACCAGAGGUGACCACGGGCCUAGGCAUCAUGAAUGAGCUGGUGGUGCCCUGCAUCCCUCUGCUGCUGGUCCACGACACUGAGAGAGACCUUCUGGCAGUGGAGGACAUGAGGAACCGCUGGUGUUCUUACCUGGGCCAAGAGAUGGAAUCCAACCUGCAGGAAAAGCUGACCGACUUCCUCCCCAAGUUACUGGACUGCUCGACGGAGAUCAAAAGCUUCCACGACCCUCCCAAGCUGCCCUCCUACUCCACGCUGGAGCUGUGUGAACGAUUCAGCCGCAUCAUGGCCGCCCUAGGCAGGGUGCCCACCGAGGGGAGAUGAGCUCCGAGGGACGGCCAGACACCGCUCCCUUUUCAGAGGCCCAACCCUGGGCAAAAAAUCCAUGGACCUCUCUUAACCCAUGCCUUCCUUAUAAAUCCAGGGGUCACUCGCUUCUAGCUGUUAUUCCUCUGUUACUCUUUUGCUGCUAUAGGUUUUAUCAUUAUAAAUAUUAUUUCACUUUUAUUUUAAGCAAAACACAACGGAGGAAAGGAGGAAGAGAGGACGGACUGUUGGGAGGGAAUAAAGAAAUGUGAGAGGAGAAGAUGAUGGAAAAAACAGUGGCAAUCCUGCAGUGGUUGAAAGCCAAGCACAUUCUGCUUCAGCUUUGCAAAAAACAGAGUUUGAGGGUUUUUCAUAGUUUAUUAUUGUUGUUGUUGCUGUUUGAUUCAAGCUUCUCCAACCACGCUCAUAGCCCUUUCUAAAGCACCCUUCUCUGCGUGAAAAGGAUCACCCUGCUGCUCUGCCUCCAGUUUGGUACAGUAUUACCAUGUUUUGUUUUAUUUUUCUAAGGAAGUAAGGAAGAGAGCCUUCAGAUUUAUCAGUGGCUCAGCGUAUCUCAAAUGGGUCACAUGUCUUUGUGGACUGCGCCAGAAUGAGAUGUUUUAAGUGCUGUGGUAGACAGCCACGGACUUCCUGUGGCUUGUUAAUAAAUCGAGAGAAUAAAAUUUUAUUUAUGGCCCUUUUAGGCCAAAUUAACCAAUGCUUUGCCUGAUUUUGAUUUUUACUUCACUUGCUCAAUAAUAACUGACACUGACAUUAUUAUUAACAUUGCACCUCACUGUUCAUAGUGAAAUGUCUUUCAUUUGAGACAUUAGGGGGCAGACAGAGGAGCUGGCAGUUUGCAAUGUAAGUAGAGCUUCAGUGUCCUCACUUAAAGUCAGACUGACAUCAUGUACCAUUGGUCUCAAACCUCUAUGUGAUCCAGCUGUGAUCAUUCAGAUGGUAUUAUGCAGUUAAUUAAAAUCAGCCUUUCAUUAAUACAAACUCCAACGUGUACAGCUUAUGGCCAAGAAAAUAAAACUAUUAAACAAGACUCAGUUCUAGCUGCUUUGAAAUUGCUUUUUUUUUUUUUUUUUUUUUAAUAAUACAUUUUGAGCUAAUUUCCUGCAGUAACACUAAUUUCCGGGAACGAGGAUCACUACAAACAACCAACGGAAGAAGACAGGAAACACUUUCACAAAUAUCUCCAAAACACUGGCCACCCGCAUUGUGCAGACCAUAAGAUGAAAUAAUCUUUCAAAAUUGAAUAUUGAAUAUUGGAUAUAUAA